Desarmillaria tabescens is the source of this 748-nucleotide messenger RNA. RefSeq lists its product as uncharacterized. NCBI's taxonomy places the organism in Eukaryota, Fungi, Basidiomycota, Agaricomycetes, Agaricales, Physalacriaceae. The record is from RefSeq and is a predicted model, not a curated record. The transcript has 6 exons. The coding region runs from base 85 to 468 and encodes 127 amino acids.
AUUUCGGACUUUUCCAUCCUCGGGCGGCACUACGACUUGGCUGCUCCCACCGUCAAGAUCACUCUUCUUCCUCUUUUUUCCAAUAUGCCGAAGGUUGUUUCGCGUUCUGCUGUUUCAUCUUCAACAGAUGCACAGCCAACAGCCUCAUCCGCGGCUAGCCUACGCCUUGUCAUCGACAAAUCCCUAACAGCUCUUCCCAAGCGUAAGACUGACGGCGCCAUCGUCGUUCGCUCUCAGGACAGUGACGAUGCCAAGGCUCGGGUUUUCAAGCUAAAUGCAAAUCUUGGCGACCCACUUCUAAUUGAAAGACAAGGCGGUCAUGAACGGCAAUAUCGCAUUCCUCUGCCCUCGUCGACGCCGCCCCCAGCAAAAUCGGGUCCCUUCAUUUACCUCUUGCCGGGAGCUCUGACCCAGUUGCAAGGCCAAAUCCCCUCCGACGCUUUUGAUGGAGAUUAUGGGAAUGCAUAGGGUAGUAUUUCGGUACAUGUAAAACUGUAUUGGCUACUUUUCUUAGUGUACAUUAAAGCUGUAUUCAUCCAUCCACAUGCCGUGCAGCUUCGAAACCAAUCAGACCUUUACCUGGGGAAAGAUGCAUCAUGAGCAACAGAACAGAAUACGAUAGGACAGCAAAGAUGGGGUGAUAGAAGGCUCAGUUACCGUUGUAAAAAUAAUCAUGAAGCAAGGAACAGUCUUAUGCAUAGUAACAUGUCGGUUGCUUCGUAGUAGAUCGAGAACGCAAUGGUCGACU